GAAAGGACAACCCAACAGGGUCCCACGUUGUUUCUUCCCAUCUCUCUCUCUCGGAAACCACUCUCAAAAUCAUUCGAAUCUCUCCCUCUCUCUCGACCACUCCCCGCCACCGGGAAACAGCUCAUCUCAGCCGCAAAACCACCAUCUCCUCUCUCUUCUCUGAUCGCUUACGAUAUGAUCACCGGCGAGCUUCUCAGCAUCGAACCCCAAGAACUCCAGUUCCCCUUUGAAUUGAGGAAGCAGAUCUCUUGCUCUCUGCAACUCUCCAACAAAACCAAUGACUUUGUGGCUUUCAAGGUAAAAACAACAAAUCCCAAAAAGUACUGUGUUAGACCAAACACUGGGGUUGUGUUGCCAAGGUCCACUUCUGAUGUUAUAGUGACAAUGCAAGCGCAAAAGGAGGCACCUUCGGAUAUGCAAUGCAAGGACAAGUUCCUUCUUCAGAGCGUCGUUGCCCGCCCCGGGACUACCACAAAGGACAUCACUGCAGAGAUGUUCAAUAAGGAAUCGGGGCAUAAUGUUGAAGAGUGUAAAUUGAGAGUUCUCUAUGUUGCUCCACCUCGGCCACCAUCGCCGGUUCGCGAAGGUUCAGAGGAAGGUUCGUCACCCAGGGCUUCAGUGGACAACGGGAGUGCAGCAGCCUCUGAGUUCAAAGCUGCUUCAAGAGCUUUCUCUGAGCAACACGAGCAUCAAGAUAACUCGUCUGAGGCAAGGACAUUAAUUGCAAGGCUGACUGAGGAGAAAAAUUCUGCCAUUCAGCAAAAUAACAGGCUUCAACAAGAACUGGAUGUUUUGAGGCGCAGGGUCAACAAGAGUGCUGGUGGCAUUCCAUUUAUCUAUGUUCUUCUAGUUGGCUUGAUUGGCAUUAUUUUGGGGUACAUUCUGAGGAAGACAUGACCGGGCACCUCACAUUCCCUGGGCACUCCCGUUGCUGGACAAUGAAAUGUAUAAAAAGAAUGGAAAAAAUCCGGAAAUUGAAUGUGUGAUUGAUUAGAAGGAACUUUUGUAUAACGUAUUACCAAUCUGUAUCGACACUCUAGAACACUGCGAAAUGAUUGUCCGUCGGACUGAGCAUUUUCUCAUUGUAUGAGUAGGUGUUGACACCUUAAAACUGGUUUUGUUAUUGACAUGGAGGUUAAAAGCUUUC
Messenger RNA from Pyrus x bretschneideri (Chinese white pear), 1147 nucleotides. Its product is annotated as vesicle-associated protein 1-2-like. The record is from RefSeq and is a predicted model, not a curated record. The coding region runs from base 175 to 897 and encodes 240 amino acids. NCBI's taxonomy places the organism in Eukaryota, Viridiplantae, Streptophyta, Magnoliopsida, Rosales, Rosaceae. The transcript has 8 exons. Gene Ontology annotation, biological process: endoplasmic reticulum membrane organization. Gene Ontology annotation, cellular component: endoplasmic reticulum membrane; plasma membrane.